AUGGGCCUCCGGGGCUCCGGGGUGGGCACUGGGGGCGCGGGCCGGGCAGCAGGCCCUGGUUCUCUGGAAGACAGCGCCUGUGGCAGUCACUGUGGGACGUGUCCCUGUUCUUCCCACUUUGCAGACGAGGAAACCGAGGCCCGGGAGCCGGUGCUGCUCUCCCGAGUCACCGAGAAGGAAGUCCAGCAGUGGUACAAAGGCUUCAUCAAGGACUGCCCCAGCGGGCAGCUGGACUCGGCGGGCUUCCAGAAGAUCUACAAGCAGUUCUUCCCGUUCGGGGACCCCACCAAGUUCGCCACAUUUGUUUUCAACGUCUUUGAUGAAAACAAGGACGGACGGAUCGAGUUCUCUGAGUUCAUCCAGGCGCUGUCGGUGACCUCGAGGGGGACCCUGGACGAGAAGCUACGGUGGGCCUUCAAGCUCUACGACCUGGAUAACGACGGCUACAUCACCAGGACUGAGAUGCUGGACAUAGUGGACGCCAUUUACCAGAUGGUGGGGAACACCGUGGAGCUCCCCGAGGAGGAGAACACCCCCGAGAAGAGGGUGGACCGGAUCUUCGCCAUGAUGGACAAGAACGCCGACGGGAAGCUGACGCUGCAGGAGUUCCAGGAGGGGUCCAAGGCCGACCCCUCCAUCGUGCAGGCGCUGUCCCUCUAUGACGGGCUGGUAUAGUCCACGCCCAGAGCUGGGAUGCCUGGGAAACUUGCCUCCUCCCGUGCCAUGAGCCGCCUCAGCCCCGACGCCGCCCUCCUGUGUCCACCUUGCCAUUCUCCACGGGGCUGCCCCUGAGCAGCGAGGCCGGCUCUCCCCUCCUCCCGCCAACUCCCCUCUUCCCCCGCCUGCUGCACCCACCGCCGCCUGAAGCCACCGGCUCCAAUCGCCCACCACCUCUGCUUGUCCAGAAAACACCCUGAGACGGCAAAGGCUCCCGCCGUCCGCGAAGCCCAGGAUGCAGCUGCCUCGCAGGCAGCGCUCCGUCCCCUGCUCUCCCGCGCAUCUGCUUUUGUUUUUUAUUUCAAACAGACAUUGAAAAAGAAAAAAA
Messenger RNA from Myotis davidii, 1045 nucleotides. It is a transcript of the gene NCS1, whose product is annotated as neuronal calcium sensor 1. The record is from RefSeq and is a predicted model, not a curated record. Gene Ontology annotation, molecular function: calcium ion binding; calcium sensitive guanylate cyclase activator activity. The transcript has 9 exons. Lineage: Eukaryota; Metazoa; Chordata; Mammalia; Chiroptera; Vespertilionidae. The coding region runs from base 1 to 675 and encodes 224 amino acids.